Molecule: messenger RNA, 1653 nt
Organism: Suricata suricatta (meerkat)
Lineage: Eukaryota; Metazoa; Chordata; Mammalia; Carnivora; Herpestidae
Gene: SKI
Product: SKI proto-oncogene
Exons: 6
Biological process (GO): negative regulation of BMP signaling pathway
Cellular component (GO): nucleus
Molecular function (GO): RNA polymerase II cis-regulatory region sequence-specific DNA binding; SMAD binding; DNA-binding transcription factor activity, RNA polymerase II-specific
Source: RefSeq, a predicted model, not a curated record
AAGGAGAGCGCCAAGGAGGCGAGCGCGGCCGCGGUGCCGGCGCCGGUGCCCUCGGCCGCCGAGCCGCCGCCCGUGCUGCACCUGCCAGCCAUCCAGCCGCCGCCGCCGGUGCUCCCCGGGCCCUUCUUCAUGCCAUCCGACCGCUCCACCGAGCGCUGCGAGACCGUGCUGGAGGGCGAGACCAUCUCGUGCUUCGUGGUGGGCGGCGAGAAGCGCCUGUGCCUGCCGCAGAUCCUCAACUCGGUGCUGCGCGACUUCUCGCUGCAGCAGAUCAACUCGGUGUGCGACGAGCUGCACAUCUAUUGCUCGCGCUGCACGGCGGACCAGCUGGAGAUCCUCAAAGUCAUGGGCAUCCUGCCCUUCUCGGCGCCCUCGUGCGGGCUCAUCACCAAGACGGACGCCGAGCGCCUGUGCAACGCGCUGCUGUACGGCGGCGCCUACCCGCCGCCCUGCAAGAAGGAGCUGGCCGCCAGCCUGGCGCUGGGCCUGGAGCUCAGCGAGCGCAGCGUGCGUGUGUAUCACGAGUGCUUCGGCAAGUGCAAGGGGCUGCUGGUGCCCGAGCUCUACAGCAGCCCGAGUGCCGCCUGCAUCCAGUGCCUCGACUGCCGCCUCAUGUACCCUCCGCACAAGUUCGUGGUGCACUCACACAAGGCGCUGGAGAACCGGACCUGCCACUGGGGCUUCGACUCGGCCAACUGGCGGGCCUACAUCCUGCUGAGCCAGGACUACACGGGCAAAGAGGAGCAGGCACGCCUUGGCCGCUGCCUGGACGACGUAAAGGAGAAGUUUGACUAUGGCAACAAGUACAAGCGGCGGGUGCCCCGGGUCUCCUCGGAGCCCCCGGCCUCCAUCCGGAAAACAGAUGACGCUCCCUCCCAAGUCCCCACGUCUUCUGAGAAGGACAAACAGUCUGGCUGGCUGCGGACCCUGGCCAGCUCCUCCAGCAAGCAGAGCCUUGGCUGCGUUCACCCUCGUCAGCGCCUUUCCGCUUUCCGACCCUGGUCCCCUGCGGUUUCCACGAGUGACAAAGAGCUCUCCCCACACCUCCCGGCCCUGAUUCGAGACAGCUUUUACUCCUACAAGAGCUUUGAGACGGGUGUGGCCCCCAACGUGGCCCUGGCGCCGCCAGCCCAGCAGAAGGUUGUGAGCAGCCCGCCCUGUGCCACCGUGGUCUCCCGGGCCCCCGAGGCUCUGGCCACCUGCACCCAGCCGCGGAAGCGGAAGCUGACGGUGGACACGCCCGGAGCCCCCGAGACGCCGGCGCCUGCGGCCGCCGCAGAGGACAAGGACUCGGAGGCCGAGGUGGAAGUGGAGAGCAGGGAGGAAUUCACCUCCUCCCUGUCCUCCCUGUCCUCCCCGUCCCUUACCUCAUCCAGCUCCGCCAAGGACCUGAGCUCCCCAGGCGUGCACGCCCCGCCUGCCGCGCCUAUAAGAGGCGGCCACCCCUCCCGAAAUUACGGUAUUUAUUUACACGAGAAAGAUCUUACCCAGGAUUCUUCGCUCGACCCCGUUCUAGCGCCGAGGCAGCUGCCAGUGCACGUGGAGGUGGAGGCCGCCGUGACCGGCAGAGGCGUGGUGGCCGUGUCGCCUGCAGGGCUCUUGCCCGCGGUUUACCAGGGGGAGGGGCGCAGGUGCUGCUGGACCCCCUUCUAA